Molecule: messenger RNA, 3403 nt
Organism: Catharus ustulatus (Swainson's thrush)
Lineage: Eukaryota; Metazoa; Chordata; Aves; Passeriformes; Turdidae
Product: TLC domain-containing protein 5-like
Exons: 3
Coding region: 100-837 (245 amino acids)
Cellular component (GO): membrane
Source: RefSeq, a predicted model, not a curated record
UCCCUGCCGUCUCUCCUCCCGGCCGCCAGGUGCCCCUCGGCCGCUGUCUCUGGCUCCGCGAUCCGGGGCGGCUCCGGCAGCGCGGCCCGGCAGGACAGGAUGCUGUUCCCGCUGCCCCUGCGUGCAGCCUGCAGCCUGCUGGGCUGGUUCUGCCUCUACAAGUGGUUCUGCCGCCGCUACCGGCACCGCAACCUGGAGUGGAGCUGCAGGCUGGUCACGCUGACCCACGGCAUCCUGGCCACCCUGCUGUCUGCUUACAUCGGCUUCAUCGAUGGCCCCUGGCCCCUGAGCCACCCAGGCUUACCCAACACCACCCUCCAGGUGCACGUGCUGUGCCUUAGCUUGGGCUACUUCAUCUUCGACCUGUGCUGGUGCGUGUACUUCCAGACGGAGGGCGCGCUGAUGCUGGCGCAUCACCUGGUGAGCAUCGUGGGCAUCGCCGCCUCGCUGGCGCUGGGCGAGUCGGGCGCCGACGUCAACGCCGUCAUUUUCGGCAGCGAGAUCACCAACCCGCUGCUGCAGGCCCGCUGGUUCCUCAAGGAGCUGGGCCGCUACCACACCUUCACGGGCGACCUGGUGGAUUUUCUCUUCGUGGUGCUCUUCACCGGCGUGCGCAUCGGCGUGGGCGCCUGGCUGAUGUACUGCGAGCUGGCGUCGCCGCGGCCGCGCUGGUACAUCAAGCUGGGAGGGGUGGUGAUGUACGUGGUGAGCUGGGUGUUCAUGGUCAGCAUCUGCCGCUUCGCCCGCAGGAAGAGCAUGAGGAAGUACCAGGCGUGGAGGAGCCGCCGGAGCCGCGAGCUGGGCGGCAAAACCAACGGGCAUCUCAAAGGUUGCUGAGAGAAGGGUUCCUGGGGUUGGAGAGGAGGGGAGUGGUGCCUGAAAUGUGGGAGAGGAGCCAAUGCACAUUAGCAGUGCUGGAGCCAAAUUUAUCCCUGGCCUAACUCCACUGAAAUCCAUGGAGCUAUGCCAUGGGUUCGCUGGCUCUGCAGCACUCGGUGUGUGUGUGUGUAAGCACAGCCUGAAUCAGGAGUGAAAGAAGGGCUAAUUUUAUAGACUCAGCUAGUCCAGCAGUGCAGGUGUAAUUAGUGAUGUGUGUAGCCAGCUCCUUCAGGAUGCUGGAGGGGAGGAGGAGCUAACACUAGGUCUCCAUGUCCGGUGUGCUGUGCAGUCUAGGCAGCUAGAGUGACUCUUCAUGCUGGUAGGAAGAAAUGUUCUAGUGUUGCAUCCAAGGUUCCUGGCUCUUCCACCACCUCGCUGUGUGACCUUGGGCAAGUCACACAGCUCUAACUCUGUGCCUAAUUCCCCCUCUGUGACUUGGGGGUGAUGGAGCUGCUCCAUCUGUUAUGCACUUUCAGAUUUUCACUCGAGAGGUGCUAUGUAAAUGCGAAGUGAUGGUUGUUAUCUGCACUGGGGUCAUUAUCCCUUCAUUUCCCUUGGGUGGUCGAGCUAGAGCAAGACUCUAGAAUAAUCAGUAUUUUAGGUAGGUAGCUGUUUCCUACCCUUUCUAACUCCUUUUAAUAACUUAUUUAUUAACAUAUUGAUAACUUAUUUUCUGUAGUGUCCAGAAGCUCUAGUCAGCACUGGCGCCAUACAGGACUAGGUGCUCUGUGAAUACCCAAAGACACAGACCCAGAAGGGAAAAUUUUUCCAGAUUUUUCCCUCUUCUUCCCUGACUGUUAGAACUCCCCUACAAACACUGCUUUUAGCUCCUUGGGUAACCAGCACACUCCAUUUUGAGAAGCCCCAUCAGGAUUUGCCAAUCAGGGUUUUCUUGCUGAUGAGCCAAGCCCUGAUUUUGUCUCCAGAGCACCAACAUUUCCUCUGCUGUGCCCCAAAUCCAAAUUGGGAUUUCUGGUUGCCCAGAAUCUGCCCUGUGGAAGCCACAGACUGACCCUGGCUCUCUUUCAUCUGAAUUAAUGCCUUGACCCCUGGGCUUUGAUUUCCCCCUGACUGAGUCUGAGUCACUUUAUAAAAGUGAACAUUUAGAGAGUCAGAGAGAUUUAUUUUAUGACUUUGUAAUGAAAGGAGAGACCCAGAAUCUGAUCUUUUUAAGCAAAAAAAAUUAAAAACCAAAACAACAAAAACCCCAAAAAACCAGACUGGGAGAAAAAUAAGCAGGGAAACCCCAUGCCCAGUUUGCAGCUUCUGGAGUUUAUUUCAUUGCAUGCUCUUAAGCUGUUCCUUUGCUAUGAUACUGAGCUUUUCCUUUGAGCCUCCAGUGCAGCUCAGGUGCCCCCUUCUGCUUGAGCCUUGCCUGCUGCAGCCAAAGACCUGAAGAAACCCCCAAAAAACCCCUUGAGAUGAGCAGAGCCAACUGAUGAGCUGGUCCUGGAAAGGAAACUUGACUCAUUCAGGCCUUGAAAGGAGACCAGAAGGGCUGGUUGGGGCUUGCUGGUUCUUUUUCCCAGCUCUGUUGAGCACAUCCAGGAGCCUUUUUGCCUCAACUUAACCCACUUUGGGAAGUGGGUGCAGUCUUACCUACCUCGUAGGGUGUUUGCAUUUAGCACCAAGCCACCUGGGAUGAAUUCUCAGUGGUUUGUGUCAUGCUGAGCUGUAUAAAAGUUGCAACUAUGAGCCAUCAGCAGAGCUUUGGCACCUGAACUGAGUGCUUGCCAGCAUCCCAAAAUCAGGAGGAGGUGUUUGGCAAAGGUGCUCAAGGGCAGGAGUCACAGGGACUGGGCUGGAUGUGCACAUAAAGGUCAGCUGUGCUGCUGCACCUGCACAGGGAGCCCCAAGCUGAGGAAAAGCUGGCUGCUGGGUUUUCCCUGGUCAGGAAUCUGCAGCCAAAAGAGUCUCAGGCAUCACUGAGCAGGGAAUGAGGGAUUUCAGCUCCUGGAGAAGUGGUGAAGGUAGGUGCUGGAGGUGAGGUCACUCCAGUGAGGGUUUGCAGAGCAGCCCUGCUGCUUUGGGCUUUGCUCAGGGCUGGGUGCAGCUUUGUGGGGUCACAGCCCUCAGCUGCCCAGGGGGAUGAGGGUGGCACUGACUGCAGAAUCUGGGAAUCACCUGCUUGGAGAGGUUUGGAAUGUAAUGAUUGAGUGGUGCCCUUUUCUGAAUGGGGGAAAUUCGGUUGCUCAGCUCUGAGGCUUUAGAAGGCAAACAAAAAAACCAAAAGGGCAAUUAGGAAUGGCUUUAUGAGGCAGAGCAAGGCCUCACAGCCCAUUUAGUGGGCUCCAGCAUAGAAUCACAGACCCAAAAGUACAAAUUGCAAGCACAGGGUGGGACCUGUCCUCAGGCUAGUCCAUAGUGGCUAGAACAAACUGUGAGAGGAAACUGCAGAACUAGUGUGAAAUAAUAACUUGUGUCUGAAUUACUGUGUAAUAGCAACUAAUGUUCCACCAGUGAAUGGUGUAGAUGCUUUGUAAUAUGUUUUAUAAAAAUAAAGAUUAUUUAAUUAUAUGAGGAA